AUGGCAUCCUCGUUCCUUCUUGCCGGCCGGUGUGCUGCGCGGCACCAUUACAGCAGCAGUCUACCUCUACCAGUGCACAGUCACGCUACAUGGCGCAGAACUCUGCCGUCAGCAUCGCGGUUGCCUGUAAGGCAUCAGACACAAUCUGCACAGCUCGUUGCGCCGAAGCCUUCACAGAAAUGGCGACCGACAGCAACAAGUCUCGCGCGUUUCUCGGCACCAGCUUCAAGUAUAGCAACGACAGCACAGGAUCCAAUGCCUAAAGCCUUGCCAGCAUACAAACCACCAACAACGGGCCUUGUUUCUUACCUCCCUGCAAGGGCCAUCCCAUAUGCUGAGCUCAUGCGACUUCAGGCACCUGUAGGGACAUACUACCUCUUCUUCCCGUGUCUGUUCAGCACACUGCUGGCUGGCACAAUGGCUGUACCCGUGGCUGCGCCGUCAGCCGUUCUUGGCACUACGGCAUUGUUCCUUACCGGAGCACUCGUCAUGAGGGGGGCUGGAUGUACCAUCAACGACCUCUGGGAUCGCAAUCUCGACCCUCACGUCGAACGCACACGACUACGUCCCCUUGCCAGGAAGGCAGUGACACCCCAACAGGCCAUUGUCUUCCUCGGAGGCCAGCUUUUCACAGGUCUGGCCGUUUUGUUAUCGCUGCCCUUCGAAUGCUUCUGGUAUGCCACGCCAUCGCUCAUCCUCGUCACUCUCUACCCGCUGGCAAAGCGUGUCACAUAUUACCCACAAUUCGUCCUCGGCCUCACGUUCUCCUGGGGCGCCAUGAUGGGCUUUCCUGCGCUCGGUAUCGACCUUCUUGCCAACCAAGCUGCACUCACUGCAGCUGCCUUUCUGUAUACCAGUAACAUCGCCUGGACAGUAUUAUAUGAUAUGAUCUAUGCACACAUGGACAUCAAAGACGAUGUCAAAGCUGGCAUCAAAAGCAUCGCGCUCAAGCAUGAGAAUGAGACAAAGGCAGUUCUAUCGGGUCUUGCUGUUGUGCAAAUUGGACUUCUAGCUGCAUCUGGAUUUGCCGCAGGGCUUGGUCCCGUCUUCUUCAUUGGCUCUUGUGGAGGCGCAGCGUUCACACUGGGCACCAUGAUCCGGCGCGUCAAGCUCAAGGAGGUCAAGGAUUGCUGGUGGUGGUUCGUCAAUGGUGCAUUCUUCACCGGAGGAGCUAUCAGCCUGGGGCUUGCUGGCGAGUAUGCUGCGCACUUACUUGGCUGGUACAACGAAGAAGAGAAGGUCAAGAAGCAAGAUUUGGUGGAAGCUUAG
Messenger RNA from Ascochyta rabiei, 1269 nucleotides. RefSeq names its product 4-hydroxybenzoate polyprenyltransferase. The record is from RefSeq and is a predicted model, not a curated record. The coding region runs from base 1 to 1269 and encodes 422 amino acids. Gene Ontology annotation, cellular component: mitochondrial inner membrane. The transcript has a single exon. NCBI's taxonomy places the organism in Eukaryota, Fungi, Ascomycota, Dothideomycetes, Pleosporales, Didymellaceae. Gene Ontology annotation, molecular function: 4-hydroxybenzoate polyprenyltransferase activity. Gene Ontology annotation, biological process: ubiquinone biosynthetic process.